Molecule: messenger RNA, 1577 nt
Organism: Dreissena polymorpha
Lineage: Eukaryota; Metazoa; Mollusca; Bivalvia; Myida; Dreissenidae
Product: developmentally-regulated GTP-binding protein 2-like
Exons: 14
Coding region: 107-1198 (363 amino acids)
Biological process (GO): cytoplasmic translation
Cellular component (GO): cytoplasm
Molecular function (GO): GTPase activity; GTP binding
Source: RefSeq, a predicted model, not a curated record
UUUAUUUAUAGAUUAGACAAAAUGGCAGCUUCCAUGUGAAACGUCAAACACAUUUUGUCAUACAACGUUAUUUCAUGAUCUUUUCGUAAGGCAACUAACAGCAGCCAUGGGAGUUCUGGAGAAAAUUGCAGAAAUAGAGAGAGAAAUCUCUAGAACGCAGAAAAACAAAGCCACUGAAUACCACUUGGGAUUGCUAAAAGCAAAACUUGCACGAUACAGACAGCAGUUAUUGGAACCCACUGGGAAAUCUGCUAAGGGAGAUGGUUUUGAUGUUAUGAAAUCUGGAGAUGCCAGAGUGGCCUUGAUUGGAUUCCCCUCUGUUGGAAAAUCUACCCUGUUGAAUACGCUGACAAAGACACACAGUGAGUGCGCCAGCUAUGAGUUCACCACCCUGACCUGUAUACCGGGAGUUAUAGAGUACAAUGGGGCCAACAUUCAGUUGCUGGAUUUACCUGGAAUUAUUGAGGGUGCUGCUAAAGGCAAGGGUAGAGGUAGACAGGUCAUAGCAGUGGCACGAACAGCUGACUUGGUCAUUAUGAUGAUAGAUGCUACCAAGAAAGAUGUGCAGAAAGAUUUGCUGACAGCUGAACUGGAGACUGUUGGCAUCAGAUUAAACCGAAGAAAACCCAAUAUUUAUUACAAGGAGAAGAAGGGUGGAGGUAUAUCAUUCAACUCUACAGUCACGCUCACGAAGACAAGUGAACGGAUGGUGCAAUUGAUUCUGCAUGAUUAUAAAAUCUUCAAUGCCGAGGUAGUGUUCCGCGAAGACUGCAGUACAGACGAGUUUAUUGACGUCCUUGUCGGAAGCAGGGUGUACAUGCCAUGUCUUUAUGUGUAUAACAAGAUUGAUCAGAUAUCCAUUGAAGAGGUAGACAGACUGGCCAGGCAGCCACAUUCAGUUGUCUGCAGUUGCAAUAUGAUGCUCAAUUUGGACGGACUGCUAGAUACACUGUGGAGGGAGUUGGCUCUGGUGCGAGUCUUCACCAAGAAAAGAGGAGAGGCCCCAGAUUUUGAAGGUGGACUCAUUCUACGACGAGGAUGCACGGUAGAACAUGUUUGCCAUGCAAUUCACAGAACAUUAGUUGCUAACUUCAAGUACGCAUUAGUUUGGGGACAGAGUGUGAAAUUCAGUCCACAGCGAGUUGGUCUACAACAUUCGAUGUGUCACGAUGAUGUGAUUCAAGUUGUAAAGAAAUAAACACUUCUGGGUAUUACAAUGUACCAGUUCAUCUCUUAUAGUCACAAAGGAUGGCUUCAAUGAAAGUGCUCAUUGGUAUUGUGUUCAUAAGACAAUUGUACAAUACUGAUGCUGCUUUCAGUGUUAUUAGGGUUCUGAGUAAAUGUACUGUUAUUUGAUUACCAUUUUGUACUUGUUCUGUACAUUGUUAUUUAAGAGGAUCAUUAAGGCCAUGAUAAGCCUGUAUAUAUUAUACAGGUAGGCUUAUUGAUAAAUGAAAAAAGCCAGUCUAUAAAAUACAUGAUGCUAUGUUAAAUUGUAAAACAAAAGAAUCUAGCUUCUUUGUUAGUCAACUGAAGUCACAUGUAUGCACUGAGAAAUAAAACAUUUUUCAUCAGAA